AUGAAGUGCGCUAGGCUUCAGCCUCAACACAUCUUUAGCAUUAUUAACAAGCGAUAUCUUGCCAAACAUGCCUACCAAAAAACAUUGAACUUGCCCAAGACCAAAUUCCCUAGUAGAUCAAAUUUAGACAUUACACUGAGGGAAUUAAUACCAAAAUCUUCUCAGUUAGUUUAUAAGGAGCAACUAAGUGAUUUCUUCAAAGAAUUUUCAGAGCUUAAUACAACUGAUGAGAAAUUAAAAUUCAUCAAGGAAAAGUUAUUCAUCUUGCAUGAUGGACCACCCUAUGCAAACGGCGACCUACAUCUCGGCCAUGCUCUGAAUAAAAUUCUGAAGGAUAUUAUAAAUAGAUAUCAACUUUCACAGGGAAGGUAUAUUUUUUAUAAGCCUGGCUGGGAUUGUCAUGGAUUGCCCAUUGAGAUUAAAGCAUUGAAGGAUUUGAGCGUGCAACAGAUCGAAUCAAUAUCGCCCUUAAAAAUCAGGUCAAUGGCGUUAAAACAUGCACAGAAGGCAAUUAAGAAGCAGAGGGAAACUUUCAAACAUUUCGCUAUUUUGACAGAUUGGGAAACACCAUACCUAACGAUGAAUAAAGACUAUGAAAUUAAUCAACUAAAUAUUUUUAAAGAAAUGUUUGAAAAAGGACUGAUUAAGAGACAGAACAAACCAGUCUACUGGGGUACAGAAACUAGAACAGCUUUAGCAGAAGGGGAAUUGGAGUAUAAUGAAAACCAUAAAUCCAUUGCCGCCUAUGUCAAAUUUCCUCUUGAAAAGAAAUCUGAGAUAGAUCUGUGCAAAAAACUGGGAAUAACAAACAACUUACCUAUAUACUGUUUGAUUUGGACCAGUACUCCAUGGACCCUAUUUUCUAAUCGAGCGAUCUGUUUUAACCAAGAUUUUUCUUAUUCCUUAUUACGCGUAAACAAUGAACUGAUGGUUGUAGAGACAGACUCCAUUGACGAAUUGGGUCUGCCAAUUGACUCAUUCAAGACAAUCAAACAAUUCCAAGGAACUCAAAUGCAUGGGCUAUGUUAUCAAAACCUCUUAAUAGACGAUAAUGUUAGCAGGCCCUUAUUAAAUGGUGCGCAUGUUACCAGCGGUACAGGGACAGGAUUGGUUCAUACAGCGCCAGGACAUGGACAAGAUGACUAUCUGAUUGGUAUGCAAAAUGGGCUUGAAAUUUAUUCUCCCGUGGACCAUCAGGGUCGUUACGAAUUAAAUGAACUUCCUCAGUCCGUCAGAACAAUCAUGAGAGAUGAAAAGGACCCAACACAAGGUAGACAAGUAUUGGAUGUCGAAACCGCAAAAAUCAUUCUACGGAAGUUAAGUGACCUUAAUCUACUCUAUAAAUCUCACGAAUACACUCAUUCCUAUCCGUACGACUGGAGAUCCAAGAAACCUGUCAUAAUAAGAGCCACCCCGCAAUGGUUUGCAGAUCUGCACGACGUAAAGAAUUUGGCUCUGGAAAGUAUCGAACGCGUCAAGUUUUGUCCCAAACGGGGCUAUCCAAGGCUUUCAUCCUUUAUUAAAAGCAGAAAUGAAUGGUGUAUAUCUAGACAACGCUCAUGGGGCAUCCCUAUACUAAGCUUUUACAAGGAGAGCGAACCGGAUUCUAUUUUGAUGAAUUCUGAAACCUUGGGGCAUGCCAUAGAAAAAAUCAAACAAAAAGGAAUUGAUUCAUGGUUUAACAAUAAAGAUAAUGACAUGAAAGAAUGGUUACCGGAAAAAUAUCACGAAGUGGCACAUGAAUACUGCCGUUCUCAAGAUACCAUGGAUGUGUGGUUUGAUAGUGGGUCGUCAUGGAGUGUAAUCAAAGACUUUUAUGAAAAGAGCUUAAGACUGACAAAACUUCCAUCCCCAUUGUACCAAGUUUGUUUGGAAGGAUCUGAUCAACAUAGAGGGUGGUUUCAAAGUUCACUGUUAACAAAAGUAGCAUCAAGUAAUGUACCUGUUCCACCAUAUGAGGAAGUGAUUACUCAUGGUUUUACCUUGGAUGAAAAUGGUCUGAAAAUGUCAAAGUCUGUGGGAAAUACAAUUUCUGCCGAAGCAAUAAUUCGGGGUGACGGAAAAUUAGGGUUACCAGCUUUAGGCGUUGACGGGUUGAGGUAUCUGAUAGCGCAAUCGAAUUUCACUACUGAUAUAGUUGCUGGUCCAACUGUGAUGAAGCAUGUGGGAGAAGCUUUGAAAAAAAUUAGAUUAACUUUUCGCUACUUAUUGAGUAAUUUACAGAAGUCCCAAGAUUUCAACCUUUUGCCGGUGGAGCAAUUACGCCGUGUUGAUCAAUAUACCUUGUAUAAGAUAAAUGAGCUGCUAAAAACGACAAGAGAGUACUACCAAAAUUAUAACUUUUCUAAGGUUCUUAUUACUCUACAAUAUCACUUAAACAACGAGCUAUCGGCGUUUUAUUUUGAUAUUUCAAAGGACACUUUAUAUUCUGAUCAGAUAUCGUCCUUGACAAGAAGGCAGGUCCAAACAACACUUUUCCAUAUACUAAAUGCAUACAGGGCAAUUCUUGCGCCAAUCUUGCCCAUUGUGGUCCAAGAAGUAUGGAAUUACGUACCAGAAGGAUGGUUACAAGGGAAAGAACAUAUAAAUAUUAGUCCGAUACGUGGAAAGUGGCCACUUUUCCACACAAAUACGGACACCAUCACCUCCUUUGAAGAGUUUGAACUGAAAAUUUUAAGGCAGUUUCAGAAAGAAUUUAGGAGUUGGAGUCAAAAAGAAGGUGUCACCAAAACUACACAAAGCCACGUUACCGUUUUCACCAAGCAUCACCUCCCAUUCAGUUCUGGUGAACUUUGCGACAUCUUGCAAUCAUCUGCUGUUGAUAUAUUGCAGAUAGACAGUGAUCACAACAGUCUACCAACCAUUGAAUUGGGAAGUGGAAUAUAUGUACAAAUUUUGAUUGAACGAAGCAAAAAACACGACUGCCCUAGAUGCUGGAAAGCUAGCUCAGCAGAAGAGGAUAAAUUAUGUGAUAGAUGUAAAGAAGCUGUCGAUCAUCUAGUGUCUUGA
Saccharomyces paradoxus is the source of this 3009-nucleotide messenger RNA. It is a transcript of the gene ISM1, whose product is annotated as isoleucine--tRNA ligase ISM1. Lineage: Eukaryota; Fungi; Ascomycota; Saccharomycetes; Saccharomycetales; Saccharomycetaceae. The record is from RefSeq and is a predicted model, not a curated record. Gene Ontology annotation, molecular function: aminoacyl-tRNA deacylase activity; tRNA binding; isoleucine-tRNA ligase activity. Gene Ontology annotation, cellular component: cytosol. The coding region runs from base 1 to 3009 and encodes 1002 amino acids. Gene Ontology annotation, biological process: isoleucyl-tRNA aminoacylation. The transcript has a single exon.